Messenger RNA from Stegastes partitus (bicolor damselfish), 4065 nucleotides. RefSeq names its product pyruvate dehydrogenase kinase, isozyme 3a (gene pdk3a). Gene Ontology annotation, cellular component: mitochondrion. The coding region runs from base 272 to 1492 and encodes 406 amino acids. Lineage: Eukaryota; Metazoa; Chordata; Actinopteri; Pomacentridae. Gene Ontology annotation, molecular function: pyruvate dehydrogenase (acetyl-transferring) kinase activity. Gene Ontology annotation, biological process: protein phosphorylation; regulation of glucose metabolic process. The record is from RefSeq and is a predicted model, not a curated record. The transcript has 11 exons.
GCUUUUCACUGUUUAUCUGAACUGAACGUCCACAAAUGUAGAUGCAGGAAGCCGCAAUGAGAGCGUUUUGUCCGAGUCCCGUCGUCUAACCCUAUGGACAUUUGUUCGUCGUGUCGUUUCGUGUCCGCGGCGGACGGUGGAAAUGCGGAGGCCGACGAGAGACGAGGACUGUCCGUGUACGAGUCAACGUUACCGGGGAUGAAGCGGACGUGUUGUGUCUGACUCUCACUCUAUCCUCAGAACCAGGCAUCAUCUUUUUAAAACUUCCAAAAUGAGGAUCUUCACGUCUCUGCUGAAAAACGCCAAUCCCAAAAUCGAGUAUUACUCCAGAUUUUCACCGUCCCCACUCUCCAUCAAACAGUUUCUGGAUUUUGGCAGGGACAAUGCAUGUGAGAAAACAUCUUACAUGUUCCUGCGUAAGGAGCUGCCCGUUCGGCUGGCAAACACCAUGAGAGAGGUCAACCUGCUGCCUGACAAACUGCUUAGCCAGCCCUCCGUCAGACUGGUCCAGAAAUGGUACAUGCAGAGCUUUGUGGAGCUGCUGGAUUAUGAGAACAGAAAACCAGAGGACCGUCACGCUCUGAACGAUUUCCUGGAGCUCCUGAUCGAGAUCCGUAACCGUCACAACGAUGUGGUUCCCACCAUGGCUCAGGGCGUCAUCGAGUACAAAGAGAAGUUCGGCUUUGACCCCUUCAUCAGCAGCAACAUCCAGUAUUUCCUCGACCGCUUUUACACCAACCGCAUUUCUUUCCGCAUGCUCAUCAACCAGCACACCCUCCUGUUUGGUAACGACACCAACCCGGCCCAUCCCAAACACAUAGGCAGCAUCGACCCCACCUGCAGUGUGGCCGAAGUCGUCAGCGAUGCCUAUGACACUGCCAAGAUGCUGUGUGAGAAGUACUACUUAGCCGCUCCCGGGCUCAAGAUCGAAGAGUUCAACAUGAAGGCUCCCAAAAAGCCCAUUCAGGCGGUGUAUGUGCCCUCUCAUCUCUUCCACAUGUUGUUCGAGCUCUUCAAGAACUCAAUGAGAGCGACGGUGGAGCUUCAUGAGAACAGUAGUGAGGGAUUGCCUCCAGUGAAGGCAAAAGUCACUCUGGGUAAAGAGGAUCUCUCGAUAAAGAUCAGUGACAGAGGAGGAGGAGUCCCUCUGAGGAAGAUAGACCGUUUGUUCAACUACAUGUACUCCACUGCCCCGACACCAAGCCUGGAGCCAGGAGCCGUCCCACUGGCCGGUUUUGGCUAUGGUUUACCCAUUUCCAGGCUCUAUGCCCGAUACUUCCAGGGGGAUCUGAAACUCUACUCCAUGGAGGGAGUGGGCACGGAUGCUGUCAUUUAUCUGAAGGCUCUGUCCAGCGAGUCCUUUGAGCGCCUGCCUGUCUUCAACAAGUCAGCGUGGCGGCAUUACAAGACCAGCCCCGAGGCGGACGACUGGAGCAACCCCAGCAAAGAGCCACGCGACGCCAGCAAGUCCAAAUACAAAGCCAACAGAUAACUCUGCCCAGCUUGCAAAAGCAAAGCCCUCCGCCGGGAGCCGCAGCGCCCGCACCCUGCGCAGAGCGAUGAAAUGUUGCCCUUGGGUAGACGCUUGGUUUAGGAUCAGACUUGGUUUUACAUUCCAGUGGUUAAAAGUUUGGAAAGGAUGGAUGACCUUGACUUAAAUCUGUACCCAAAGGCAAUGACCUUCAUCAGCGUAGCUUUCAUUGUUGUGGCAUUACCACUGGCUCUCCCAAGAUGGAAUUUUAAAAUGAACCUCUUCCAAAUUACAGAUCCCCAGUGUCUAACCCCAUUUACCAAAUAACAAAAAACAAAAACAAACAAACAAAAAAAUGGUUGUUCUGGUGAAUCUUCAUGUUCUCAAACCAAAUUUUCUGCGUUACUUCCAUCUCUCCCUCUGUCUCAUGCACUUUGGCCCGCCUCAUCUUUGCUGACUAGGCUGCUGCUCCCUGUGGCUGAAAAAGCCUUGCACUGCUGAUUGAGUGUCUUUCCCACCAUCAGCGAGGGCUUGUAUUCUGUUUCUCGCUCUCAAAACACAAGCAGAGUCGGGGGGGUUGAGUUUCAGUGCAAAUGGGAAGAGGAGGAGGUUUCAUUUCCUUCCUUUGGGAGACACUUUUGACUGAACGCACAAUUAGGCCAGUGUGUCACUGGCAUAGCAAAGACUUGUUUUGGUUACAGUCAGUUUUAGCCUGAGAAAAUUUCAAAGGAGAUUAUUUAAAGAAGAGAAAAUAAUAGCACUUAAACGACUAGAGGAAGCAGUAGUGUUUAUAUUAUCAUGUCAAAGACAGAAAGCCUUACUUCUGGAAACUUACACCAUGUUUGAUGUUUAAAAAAAAAAAAAUGCCUCAAAGGCUCCACUGGAACUUUAAGAAUAUUUAUGAAGUUGAGUAUUUUGUUUAUCUUUUAUUUGUUUAGUUUAACUCUCAAAAGUUAACCAGCCACCUACAGUCCAUGGAAAGACCCUCAUCAGACAUUUCAGCUUGUAAUCCAGCUCUGUGCUUUGAUUUAACUCCUUAUCAACCAAAGGGGCUGAUGCUCUUGAAACGCCACCAUGACAGCGUCGUCUGUCAAGUAGCUUCGACCACACCAGCAUGACGUAUUGUGUAAAUGCUCACAGAAGGGAAUGGACCUGUUGCAGCACGCAAAGACUAUAAAAAAGAGGAUUGCAUCAUUACUUUGUACAUUUCUUCAUUUCAUCCUGCAACUUGGUCAGACCUGCCAUGGUGGAUAAACAACAUGCGCACAGCUUGGACCUGCUUUUCUAACAGUGCUUCAUCCAGUCAGCCUCGUGUCUCGUCGUGUAUUACUAAUCCUCACAGUCUUCUGGACGAGUUUGAACAAAGCUUGUGUAUUUUUUUCAAAAAUGUGCUUGUGUUUUAUUGUCGUGAGUGAGAAUGACAGAAUUAGAAGAUGCAGCUAAAAUCCAGGAGGAGUUGAUGCUUGACAGGUUUUGAAUGAUUUCAUGCAGGAACAAAGACGGUUCAGGACGGUGCACUAUUUUACUUUACUUUUUGUUAUUGAUGUUAGCACAGGAUUGCUUUUUGAUGAUCUUUUAAUGAUUGUAGGUUUGCUGACUGCUUGAUUUUUCUUUAUUUAUUCAUUAGGGAGUCAUGCAAGUUGAGUGUGUGGAAAAGCUGGCGGGGGAGAAUGUGGUCAGGGGAACAGAAUUUCCAACCACUUCAACGUCUCUGGGCACUUAAUAUCCGAUUUUUGUCACAUGGUUCAUAUUCAGGAGCAUUUUUAGCGCACUUUAAUAACCCUUCCUGUAUAUUUUGCUUCAAAAAGCUUUCAUACAAUCAUUUCAGACCUGCCGGGAAGUAAUUACGAUCAGGUCGGCACUUCAUAUAGCAGCGUAAUUCUUGGAACUACUAAACAAGACCUAUCCGAACCCACUUGGUCAAAACGGAUGAUGGUGAAUUUUAACAAUCUAAAGUGGCUUUCUUUUCCCACUUCCUUUAGCUGCCUUUCAUCUGCCAUGAAAAGAAAGAAGAAUUGAGAAUGGAAAACUUCAUCCCCCCUGCAGGUUCUUGGCUUCACUGUCAGAUUUCAUCACUGCCAAUGCCUUUGUAACCUGCCAGUCUCACUCGAUGACAAACCUGCUGUAAAGGAAGUGCUGCGUUAUAGGUUAGCAGCUGAUGUGUAGGUUAACAUGUGGUCCGGUCAUUAUCUCCUCAAAUUCACAUCUUGAUCAAAUUCCAGUUUUCAUGAUUUAAAGGAUCAAGGAUCUUCCACCAUCAGUAACCGUCAACCUUUACUGUUAAAGACUGUCUCUGUACUUAGGGUGUUGUAGAAAAUAUUACAUAUAUAUAUAGCUAUAUAUAAUGUGUAUAUACAGCCAGUGUGGAGUGAUCGCUUUGUUUUCCAUCCUGCUGUACAUCCAGCCUAAAAGAUGUAUUUGUAUGCGCCUCAGUGUGGAGGCAGUCAUGCAGAGAUAUGCAAGCAAUGCAACAUUCACCAAAAAAAAAAAAAAAGUGUUCGAGCAGUCUCAUGAUGUGAUUCAGCAUGAAAUCAACUUACAGCACCAACUGUCAAACCUGGCAAUAAAGAAAACUGCUGUUGUGUGUGAUCCAU